This is a messenger RNA of Ilyonectria robusta, 798 nucleotides long. RefSeq names its product Alpha/Beta hydrolase protein. Gene Ontology annotation, molecular function: hydrolase activity. The record is from RefSeq and is a predicted model, not a curated record. The transcript is spliced from 6 exons. NCBI's taxonomy places the organism in Eukaryota, Fungi, Ascomycota, Sordariomycetes, Hypocreales, Nectriaceae. The coding region runs from base 1 to 798 and encodes 265 amino acids.
AUGCUCUCAAUCGACGAAACCCGGGCCCUCAGUGAGACAAAGCCUGAACAUAACCCGAAAUCACCUCUUUAUAUUACCGAAGAGCUUAAAAUCCCACUUCGGGAUGGCUUUGAGGUUGAUGCCCGAGUGUACAAACCCAGAGGUGUCCCUGCUGACAGAUGCCCUGGAGUUGUAUUCUUCCACGGAGGUGGUCACAUGGUUGGUGAUCUAGAAACAAAGGCACAUCUCUGCGCCCUCUUCACUAGUUUGGGCGGGAUUGCUGUGAACAUUAACUAUCGGCAUGCACCAGAGCAUGUCUUCCCUCAAGCCAUACACGAUGCUUUCGAUGCCACCAAAUGGACGGCCAAAAAUGCGGAGGGUCUAGCCAUAAAUCCCCAGAAGGGAUUCCUCCUCGGCGGAGAAAGCUCUGGGGCUGAUAUCGCCCCGGUUGUAGCGCACCUCUGCUUCAGCGAUUCCACGGUUCCUGGACGGUACAAGGACCGCUUCUUCAGCAAAGAGAAAAAUUCUAAUGUACCCACGCUCUCUGUUGAAGCCCUCGAGUUUAUUUAUUCAAAGUAUCAACCGGACGAGAAAAGCCCGCUGGCCUUUCCCACAUACUUUCAGGUUUGCGGACUCGAUCCCUUGAGGGAUUGUGAACUGCUGAUGGAACAGGUGUACCAGGGCGAUGGAGUUCCCAAGAAACUAGAUGUGUACCCGGGUUUGCCCCAUGCCUUUUGGGUACCCUUCCUCGACUUGGAGGUGAGCCAAAAGCACACAUCAGACACCACUUGCGGUCUUUCGUGGCUAUUGGCUGAAUGA